AUGUCACAGAAAUACGCUUUGAUUACCGGUGCUUCCUCUGGUAUCGGCUACAGUGUAGCCCGUAUACUUGCCCAAAGGGGAUAUAAGGUACUUGGAUGUGCCCCAGAGAAAGAUCUCCUGGGCAUGGACUCUUUGAAAGAAUAUGGCGUCGUUCCGUUUGCUCUCGAUAUCACCAACAUCGAUCAGAUCAAGAAAGCUGUAGAGUUUGUCCGGGCCGAAACAGGCGGACGUUUGGAUAUCUUGUACAACAACGCCGGCAUAUCUAUCGGUGGGCCUGCUACCGAAAUACCUGACGACGACUUGGUCCGUUUGUUCAAUGUCAAUGUGUUUGGCCAUAUCUACAUGACGAAGUACUUCAUCGGGUUUGUCAUAGCUGCUAAAGGUAGGGUUGUUUUCACUUCUUCGGUUGCGGCUCGUGUUCCGUUAUCUUGGAUCGGAGCAUACUGUGCCUCAAAAGCAGCCAUUGACCUGUAUGCCCAAGCUCUCCGUGUCGAGAUGAAGCCGUUUGGUGUCAGAGUCCACAGUGUAAUCACUGGAGGUGUCAAUACCGCCAUCUGUGAUGUGAACUUUCCCAAAUCUUUUGAAGGUUCACGAUACGACGUCCCAGGCCUUUAUGAUAGCUUGAAAGCUUCAUCUACAAUGUCCAGAGACGUAUGUAUUCAACCAGAUGAAUAUGCCAAACAAGUCAUCCGUGACAUCACCGGAUGGAGAGACCCAGGCUUCAACCUCUACCACGGUGCCAGAGCGUACACUCUCCAUAUAUUGGGACGCUUCUUCCCUGUCUGGUUGGUUGAGUGGGGGAUUGCUUUCCAUUUCAAGCAGUUGAAGCCACUCCGAGAAGUUGCAAGAAGGGCUAAGAAGACAAACACCGCUUGA
Messenger RNA from Scheffersomyces stipitis CBS 6054, 876 nucleotides. RefSeq lists its product as uncharacterized. Gene Ontology annotation, cellular component: lipid droplet; endoplasmic reticulum. Gene Ontology annotation, biological process: triglyceride catabolic process; phosphatidic acid biosynthetic process. NCBI's taxonomy places the organism in Eukaryota, Fungi, Ascomycota, Pichiomycetes, Serinales, Debaryomycetaceae. Gene Ontology annotation, molecular function: acylglycerone-phosphate reductase (NADP+) activity; triacylglycerol lipase activity. Bases 1 to 876 code for a protein of 291 amino acids. The transcript has a single exon. The record is from RefSeq and is a predicted model, not a curated record.